Aspergillus ruber CBS 135680 is the source of this 1326-nucleotide messenger RNA. RefSeq names its product F-box domain protein. The transcript is spliced from 2 exons. The record is from RefSeq and is a predicted model, not a curated record. NCBI's taxonomy places the organism in Eukaryota, Fungi, Ascomycota, Eurotiomycetes, Eurotiales, Aspergillaceae. Bases 1 to 1326 code for a protein of 441 amino acids.
AUGGACAGACCACGGCACAUUGAGGACUUGGCAGAUGAACUGCUCAGCGAAAUUCUCUCGUUUCUGUUGAGACCAGAGCCGCGGCCGUUUAACUUUCUGCCGGGCUUAACUGCUCCGUACACUCUGAGUAGCUCUACUAGGGGCUUGCCCUCGGAAGCCAAUAGCGAUCUGGACAGAUUCCGACUCGUCAACAAACGGUUCAUGCGCAUCGGCACGCCCCAAAAGUUUUCUCGCUUUGUUGUCCGUUUCUCUGAAGAAGGUUUCAGGCGGUUGGAGCAUUUGCUGGACAUGCAGCUGGCCUGUUAUGUCCGACAUUUUACGUAUAUGGUGCGACCAUUUUACCAAGGAAGCGGCUGGCCGCAGGUUCUGAGUGGUGUCGGCAUUGACGAGUACCGUGUUCCAAUUCCUGUGUUACGCAGUCGUUUGAAGGACCAGAACUCCCUGACGAGAAUAAACCGUGACCAGGCGCUUUUACAACGCGCAUUUUCUUCAUUUACGUCACUGAAGCAGGUCAAGUUACUGCGGCUGGUAGACAAAACGGACGAAAACUUGGAAAAAUGCAUUCGCGGAGGCCCUUUAGAGGGGACGGUAGUCCUAGAUUGGGAGACAGCAUGCACCCGCGCAAUCACCAACUUGGGCAUCGCUCUAUCAGAAUCCCCCUGCAAACCAAUCCAAUUUUACACACCGCACACCCACACCAUCACCCGCAAGAUGACAACAAAGCUAUUACAAGUCCCGUCCACGCUAUUUCCCGCCAUAGCUUCACGACUGACAAGCCUAGACAUCACUUUCGACCCCAUGACCGACGCAAACACCAACAUAAGAGCCCUGUCCACCCAGUUCCACGCCUUCUUCAACGCCGCCGCAAACCUAACCUCCCUCCACCUAUCCUCUCUAACUUACCAACCCCUCCCUAUAGACCACGUCAUCCCCUCAACCCUCCAUUUCCCCCGCCUCCACACCCUCAGCCUAGAAAGCUGGAUAAUGAACGCAGAAGACCUCACCUCCAUCAUCCGGCGCCACAGCCACCGCCUCCGCGAGUUCAAACUACACACCGUCCACCUCCUAGACGGGCGGUGGAAAGACGUGCUAUCAGUCCUGCGUUAUGAAAUGGCCGUCUUGCAACGUGUGAGCUUGGUACAUGUUAACUAUUCUCGGAUGCCUGGGCGGGAUUAUGAACAUGGUAACGGUCGGGUUAAUUGGUUGGGCAUUACGCCGGGGGAGUUGAGGGCGAGGACGGUUGAUGAGUUGGGUGAUGAUGGGGUUAGAAUCAAUAGUGACCAAGCUUGGAUUUGGGCGAAGUGGGUUAUGUCAAGGCCGUGGUAG